Mastomys coucha (southern multimammate mouse) is the source of this 4116-nucleotide messenger RNA. It is a transcript of the gene Mmrn2, whose product is annotated as multimerin 2. The coding region runs from base 145 to 2976 and encodes 943 amino acids. The record is from RefSeq and is a predicted model, not a curated record. Lineage: Eukaryota; Metazoa; Chordata; Mammalia; Rodentia; Muridae. The transcript has 7 exons. Gene Ontology annotation, molecular function: protein binding. Gene Ontology annotation, biological process: negative regulation of vascular endothelial growth factor receptor signaling pathway; negative regulation of cell migration involved in sprouting angiogenesis.
UGCCGGGUGGGCUGGACCAGGCCACUUCCUCCCUUUGUUGUCCUCGUGUUUUCUUUUCUUUCUGACAUUUCGCUUGAAGACCACAUCACCAGCAAAUUUGGGAAUCACUUUGUAAGGCCGAGCCAGCCUAACAAGUCCCUCGCCAUGAUCCCGACACUGCUUCUGGGUCUUGGGAUAUACCUAAGCUGGGGACCGCUGGGGUCCUGGACGCAGGAUCCCGGUACCAGGUUCUCCGAGCUCAAUAGGCCCAGGGUGCCUGAAGGCUGGAGAAUAGGGGCUGAGGAUACCAGCAGAGACCCCAUCAGACGGAACUGGUGUCCCUACCAGAAAUCCAGGCUGGUCACCUUUGUAGCUGCUUGCAAAACAGAGAAAUUCCUGGUCCAUUCACCACAGCCGUGUCCACAGGGCGCUGCUGACUGCCAGAGAGUCAAAGUCAUGUAUCGAGUGGCCCAGAAGCCAGUGUACCAGGUCCAGCAGAAGGUGCUGAUCUCUAUGGAUUGGAGGUGCUGCCCAGGGUUCCAGGGACCAGACUGCCAGGACCACAAUCCCACAGCAAACCCUGAGCCCACAGAGCCAAGUGGCAAACUCCAGGAGACUUGGGACUCACUGGAUGGCUUUGAACUUGGUCACCCUGUCACAGAGUUUAAUGAGAUUAAGGUGCCACAGGAACAACAGGAACACCUGCUUCAAAAUCUCCAGAAUGAUGCCCAGUCGGUAGAAGAUGGCUUCCCAGGCCCUUGGGAGGCCCCAUCCAGCAACCUCACAGAUGAGACGACAGAAGCCAAUCUAACAGAAUUCGAAUUUCCUGGCAGGACAUCAAAGCAUCUGCUGCAGCCCCAUAUCGAUGCAUUCCUGAAAGCACACUUCAGUCCCAUCUGGAAGAGCUUCAACGACAGCUUGCACAGCCUCUCCCAGGCCAUCAGAAACUUGUCUCUUGAUGUGGAGGCCAAUCACCAGGCCAUCAAGAUGAUCCAGGAGGGCACUGUGGCUAGGGCUGACUUCCAAGAGCUUGGUGCCAAGUUUGAGGCCAAGGUCCAGCAGAAUAGCCAGAGACUGGGCCAACUGUGGCAGGAUGUGGAGGACCAGCUGCAUGCCCAGCGCCGUUCGGUGCAUCAUGCCCUCUCUGAGGUCCAGGCUGAGGUGAGCACCAAGUUAAAGCAGCUUGUUAAAGCUCAGGAACUUCCAGGGACUAAUGGCAGCCUGAUGGUGGCAUCUGCAGCAGCGGCAGCAAGGCCAGAGCCAGAGAGCCUACAGGCCAGACUAGGGCAGCUGCAGAGAAACCUCUCUGCUCUGCACAUGGUCACUAACCAGAGAGAGGAGGAGUUGCAGGGCACCCUCAAGAACAUGGACAGUGUCCUGAAGCAGCAUGCAGAUGAGAUCAAGGAGCUCUAUUCUGAAUCUGAUGAUACCUUCGACCAGAUCAGCAAGGUAGAGAGGCAGGUGGAGGAGCUGCUGGUGAACCACACCGGGCUUCGAGAGCUACGGGUGAUCUUAAUGGAAAAAUCCCUGAUCAUGGAGGAGAACAAAGAGGAGAUGGAGCGGCAACUAUUGGAACUCAACCUCACUCUGCAGCAUCUGCAGGCGGGUCAUGCAGACCUCAUCAAGUAUGUCAAAGACUGCAACUGUCAAAGGGUCUACUCUGACAUGGACAUCGUCCAGGAGGGCCACGGGGAUGCCAUGCACACCCUAGAAGAGACCCAAGUGAGCCUGGACGAACAGCACCAGCUAGACGGUUCUUCUUUGCAAGCCCUGCAAAGCACUGUAGAUGCCAUGUCUUCAGCGAUGGACGCCUACAGAGGAGAGGGUGAACGGGCCCGAGCUGAGAGGGCACGAAUGCGGAGCCAGCUGCGGGCUCUGGACCACGCUGUGGAAGCGCUGAAGACUGCAGCGAAUGGGACCAGAAAAGAGAUACGCCUACUGCAUAGCUCCUUCACAGCCCUGCUGGAGGAUGCUUUGCGACAUCAGGCCGUGCUGGCUGCACUAUUCGGGGAGGAGAUGAUAGACGAGAUGUCGGAGGAGGCCCCUCACCCUCUGCCGCUGAAUUAUGAGCAGAUCCGCCUGGCCCUGCAGGACGCUGCCAGCGGGCUGCAGGAACAGGCAGUUGGUUGGGAGGAUUUGGCCACUCGGGUGGAAGCAUUGGAGAAGGCCGCAGGUGGCUUUGUGGAGCAGCACCCACAGUUGGCAGAGGGACUUGAGCCUAGCCACGACUCUGGGAGAGAUGAGGAAGCCAUGGCUUUGGCAGACCUGGAGCAGGAGAUUCAGCGCCUGAGUUCUGAUGUCAAGCAGAUUGGACAGUGCUGUGAGGCCUCCUGGGCUGCCUCCCUCAAUGGCUCCCUUGAAGAUCUACACCGCAUGCUCUUUGACACCCAGCACAGCCUGAGACAGCACCAGCAGCUCUUCCACGGCCUCUUCCAGAACUUUCAAGGGCUGGUGGCAAGCAACGUCAGCCUAGACCUGGGUAAGCUGCAGGCCAUGUUGAGUAAGAAAGAUAAGAAGCAACAGAAAGGCCCAGGAGAAUCCCGGAAGAGGGAUAAGAAGCAAGUGGUGAUGUCUGCAGAUGCACAAGCCAAAGGUCUGGAGCUCUGGGAGGCAGGCUCCCCUGUGGCUUUCUAUGCCAGUUCUUCAGAAGUGGCCACUGCUCUGCAGAUGGUGAAGUUCAACACCACAUCCAUCAAUGUGGGCAGCAGCUACUUUCCCGAACAUGGCUACUUCAGAGCUCCCAAACGUGGCGUUUACUUGUUUGCAGUGAGCAUUACAUUUGGCCCAGGCCCAGGAAUGGGGCAGCUGGUAUUUGAAGGUCAUCACCGGGUUCCAGUCUACAGUACGGAACAGAGGGGUGGGAGCACAGCCACUACUUUUGCUAUGGCAGAGCUGCAAAAGGGUGAGAGAGUGUGGUUUGAGUUAAUCCAAGGGACAGUCACAAAGGGGAGCCAACCAGGCACUGCAUUUGGGGGCUUCUUAAUGUUCAAGACCUGAACCCUGGGCUCAGCUCAGCUUGUAUUAGACAUGGUAGGUUUGCCUGCUGCUCUUAGACUGAGCCUCUGGCCAGCAAUGGCUGGAGAACAUCUAGUGGCCUAGCACUUCCCUGGACACCUUCUGCAAAGCCCCUGUGGUAAGCAGCAUGUACCUUCUUCUGGACACACAGGUUGGGGAGACCAGAAUGCUGCUCCCUAGACUGGGCCCGUGCCUGGAGUGGGAGCUGGGCUUCCCAUGGCUUCCCCAGUGGCACGGCUUGGCUGGGCUCUGAGACACUCCCUCAAUUUCUCCUGUGGUUGGAAACUCCUAUACACUUAAGCCUUUUUCUGUUUCCUCUUUCCUGUGUUAGAAAGUCAUUGUUUCUCAGAAGGAAUGUUUACAGUUUUGACAUGCAAAAAUGUACCAGAUUCUCUUUCCAAUGUCUUAAAAAACUUGAAGAAAAAAAAAAAUCUUCAUUUUUCCUCCUGCAACUGGAAACAAGUCUCCAAUUACUACAGAAAAACUAAUCAAAAACAGUUUUUUGGGGCUGGAGAGAUGGCUCAGCAGGUUAAGAGCUCUUCCCAAGCGGUUAAGACUGCUCUUCCAGAGGUCCUGAGUUCAAUUCCCAGCAACCACAUGAUGGCUCACAACCUUCUGUAAUGAGAUCAGAUGCCCUCUUCUGGUGUGUCUGAAGACAGCAACAGUGUACUCACAUAAAGUAAAUAAAUCUUUAAAAACAAAACAAACAAACAAACCAGUCUUUCUAGUUUCAGAAGGGAGCUAACACCUGGUUGAAUUAGCUAUGGGUAUAUGGAGCAAGCAUGAAGAUCAGAAGUUCAGAGCUAUCCUCAGCUUCAUAACAAGUUCAAGGCUAGCCUGGGAUAUGGGAGACCCUGUCUCAAAACAACAAAAGAUGUUUACCCUCAGCCACCCUUUAUCUGUUUAUUUAAUUUUAAUAUCACGCCUCUUUCUCCCUGCUUCACUCUGUAAAGGCCAACAUGUCAAACAGGGACAACAUUGUGUGUGGCCUUCACCCUUUUUAUGCAUCUAUAAAGACUGUGCCCACUCCACCCCCACUCCCAGCAUCUCUAAGGAAGGGAAGGAGGGAAAUUAAACCCUACGGGUAGUGAUCAACUUUGGAAUAAAGUGAUACUCUCCAAA